This is a messenger RNA of Lobosporangium transversale, 3517 nucleotides long. RefSeq names its product DNA mismatch repair protein MSH2. The transcript is spliced from 14 exons. Gene Ontology annotation, cellular component: nucleus; MutSalpha complex. Gene Ontology annotation, molecular function: ATP-dependent DNA damage sensor activity; ATP binding; mismatched DNA binding. Lineage: Eukaryota; Fungi; Mortierellomycota; Mortierellomycetes; Mortierellales; Mortierellaceae. Bases 301 to 3063 code for a protein of 920 amino acids. The record is from RefSeq and is a predicted model, not a curated record. Gene Ontology annotation, biological process: mismatch repair; mitotic recombination.
UUGAUAAGUCCUGGGUGUAGCAGCACCUCGAGAGUGUCGAUAUUUGAGUCUGAAGCCAUCUUUUUUUGGAGCUUGGUGCAUAUAGUUUCAGGAAGAUGAUCACCUCCGAGGAAAAUGAAAAGUCGGCCCUUGGCCAUGAACUUGCAGUCGCAGUCACUAACGUCAUGAUGCAAACAAACAAUAAUUUAAACAUCAAUGACCAUUGACAUGAAGUUUUUGUCCUCUUCUCCUUCUGCUACAAAACAAACUCAACUCUUUCAGGUAUUCCAAUCUCCAAGGCAACAUAGUCUAAAAUAGACAAUGUCAGAGUCAGCACUCAAGGAUAGGCCUGAGUUCGACUUGGAUAACCAGGGAGAACAAAAGUAUUGUUCUUUUCUGAGAAGUCUUCCUGACCGUCAGGAAAACUGUAUCCGCCUUUUUGAGAGAAGCUCAGGAGAUUUUUAUAGCGUGCACGGAGAGGACGCCUAUUUUGUUGCUCAACAUGUUUACAAGACAACUUCAGUUAUUAAAUACCUUGGAGGCGAUGUUACAACUGGCGUGCCUAGUUGCACUUUGUCGAGGACGACCUGCGAAACAUUCUUGAGAGAUGCAUUACUGAAUCAACAAAUGAGAGUUGAGAUUUGGGCUGCAGAACCCCGCAAACAGAAUGUUUGGGGCAUCAUCAAAAGGGCCUCGCCCGGGAAUAUGCAAGACAUGGAAGAUCUUUUGUUUGUACACACAGAUAUGGCUGCAUCUCCGAUUGUCAUGGCCGUGAAAGCACAUAUUGGAGGCGAUCAUAGAACUGUGGGUGUAUGCUUCGCUGAUGCUACUGUACGGGAACUUGGCAUUGCAGAGUUCAUUGACAACGACCUUUAUUCUAACUUCGAAUCACUUGUGAUUCAGCUUGGAGUAAAAGAAUGCUUAAUUCAGGCUGAUGAAGGCCAAAAAGAUUAUGAGCUUGCGAAACUGCGUGCCAUCCUCCAGCACUGCGACGUUGUUAUAACAGAACGUAAAAAGUCUGAGUUUUCUGUCAAGGAUGUGGAGCAGGAUUUUAACCGCCUGCUAGAAGAGGAGAUUUCAAUUGCCGCGUUGCCAGAGUUUGAACUUAAAAACGCAAUGGCUGCUUCUGCCUGUGUCAUCAAGUAUUUGGCAUUGUUGACAGAUGAAACAAACUUUGGACAGUACACACUACGGAGCCAUGAUUUGUCGCAAUAUAUGAAGCUGGAUGCAUCAGCUGUUCGAGCGCUCAACCUUAUGCCUGGGCCACAAGAUGGAGCUAACAAGUCGAUGAGCCUCUAUGGGCUACUCAAUAAAUGCAAAACUGCCCAAGGUGGACGUAUGCUUGGACAAUGGCUCAAGCAACCGCUGUUAGAUGUUGCUACAAUCGAACGGAGACAGACGAUGGUGGAGGCGUUUGCUUUAGAUGCGGAGUUGAGGCAGAGCCUUCAAGAGACUCAUUUAAAAAUGAUCCCUGACUUACAUCGCCUGGCAAAACGGUUUCAACGUGGUGUUGCAUCAUUACAAGAUGUUGUCAGAGUCUAUCAGGUUGUUGUUCGUCUUCCUGGACUGGUCAGCGCCUUAGCGUCUUGCGAAACUGGGUCGCUUGAACAUAAGGAGAUUCUGGAGAGUGAAUUUACUGCAUACUUCCAAGAGUAUUCUAACAAUUUACAGAGGCUGCAGGACUUAGUCGAGACCACAAUUGAUCUGGAUGCUGUUGACAGGCAUGAAUAUUUGAUCAAGGCCGAAUUUGAUCAAAGCCUGAAAGCGCUUCGAGCUAAAAUGGAGACAGUUAAGGAUAACAUGGAGAAAGAGCAAAUGCGUGUCUCAGAUGACUUGAACAUGGAAAUGGACAAGAAGCUGAAAAUGGAGGACCAUCAAGUCCACGGAUGGAGUUUUCGUCUUUCUCGUAACGACUCAUCGUGUCUACGAAACAAGAGCAGCUAUAUUGAGUUGGCCACUCAAAAGAAUGGUGUUUUGUUCACGACAACAAAAAUGCGCACUGCCUCACAAUCAUUCAGAGAGGCUUCACAGGAGUACGAGCAAACACAGAGUUCAUUAGCAAAAGAGGUUAUCGGAAUCGUUUCCACAUAUUGCCCUGUCUUAGAGAAGCUAAACACUCUGGUUGCACAACUGGAUGUUCUUGUAAGUUUUGCACAUGUUUCAGUUCACGCGCCUCUACCGUUUGUCAAACCUCGCAUGUCCGCUAUGGGAACUGGAGAUGUCAUUCUGAAAGAGUCAAGGCAUCCUUGUCUUGAGGCCCAAGACGAUGUCGCUUUCAUUCCUAAUGAUGUCAGCCUAAUUCGAGGCCAAACUGAGUUUCUCAUUAUCACAGGUCCUAACAUGGGUGGUAAAUCAACCUAUAUUCGCCAGAUCGGAGUCAUUGCUCUGAUGGCUCAGACCGGUUGCUUUGUACCAUGUUCUGAAGCUACACUCUGCGUGUUUGACUGCAUUCUAGCAAGAGUUGGUGCUGGUGACAGCCAAAUGAAGGGUGUAUCUACUUUCAUGGCAGAAAUGUUGGAGACAGCUAGCAUUCUCAAGUCUGCAACCAAGAACUCGCUUAUUGUUAUUGAUGAACUUGGUCGAGGAACCAGUACAUAUGACGGCUUUGGUUUGGCCUGGGCAAUAUCUGAGCAUCUUGCGACAGAAAUCAAGUGCUUUUGUCUGUUUGCCACACACUUUCAUGAACUGACAUCUUUGGGAGAGACAGCGCCCUAUGUAGGUAACCUUCAUGUCACCGCGCAUGUCGGUGACGGCACUGAAAACAAUGGUGACAACAAGAGCCGCGAAAUCACCUUGUUGUAUAAGGUAGUAGAAGGUGUAUGCGACCAGAGUUUUGGAAUCCAUGUAGCAGAGCUGGCUCAAUUUCCAGACUCGGUUGUCCAACUGGCCAAACGCAAAGCCAUGGAACUUGAAGACUUUUCUACCCAUCAUUCAACUGUUACACCUGCAUCGUCUUCACUGUCACCGACGGCGGUGGCAGUAGAAGCAAGUUUAAAAAGCGGACAAGCAGCUGCUUUGCAUAAAAGAGCUAAAGUUGAAGAUGUCGAGCUUGCACUAUCGUCUUAUACCCAUCUCAAACCUUAACCUUGAUCUUGAACCAAAGCAGGGGUGUUUUUCCUAUUUUCUUUCACAAAAAUCUUCCCAGCCUUUCGAGGGUGAAAAAGCCAUGGACUAGGACCAGCUUAAUCGCGUUGAGUGAUUAGUUGCCUAAAAAUAAGCAGGAUAGUUCAGGGGACUUGAAAGUCCACUAUUCUACCGCAGCAUUUUAAGUUCACAUCGCGCUAUUUUUUGCACUUUUUCUUUGUCCUUGCCCCCUCAAGCAUCAGAGAGGAAGCUUUGAAUGAACCCGAGCUCAAGCAUAAUGUCGUCAUCAGCAUUCUGCACAUUAUUCAUUUGCUAUCUUUUUUUGUUUUGAUAUGUUUAGGCUGGUAUGGCUUUGAUUGAAGAAAUGAUCCAGGCCAUCACUCAAGGCAACAUCGAACCUCUUGUUCAAGAUCGUACGGCGAUGCUCCAAAGGAUCGAACAGGUUCGUGACCAA